Molecule: messenger RNA, 1411 nt
Organism: Eurytemora carolleeae
Lineage: Eukaryota; Metazoa; Arthropoda; Copepoda; Calanoida; Temoridae
Product: FAD-dependent oxidoreductase domain-containing protein 1
Exons: 19
Coding region: 15-1373 (452 amino acids)
Cellular component (GO): cytoplasm
Molecular function (GO): oxidoreductase activity
Source: RefSeq, a predicted model, not a curated record
UAAAAAUUGCAAGUAUGAUCUCAUCAAGGAAGAAAUUGGUUGAAAAAUCUUUUGUUCAAUUUUCCAGACAUUACAGUGAAAAACUAAACAUUAAACAACCAACUCGGCUAGGCUUUUACUUGUGGCUUUAUCUAUUCGAUUUAUUGAUUGUUGGAGGUGGUAUAAUGGGUUCAUCAACAGCUCAUUGGAUUAAACAGAGAACAGGAGCAGAGUUCUCAGUAGGCGUUGUUGAACCUGAUCCUAGUUAUUCUACAGCAGCAACAACCUUAUCUGUAGGGGGACUAAGGCAGCAGUUCUCCCUGCACGAGAAUGUGAAGAUAGGAAUAUUUGCCAGAGAUUUUAUGAACGAGUAUCCUUAUUCACUUCUAAAUGGCAAAAGCAAAGACGAUCUUCAUCCAAACCUUCCAGAUGUCAGAUUUCAACGUCACGGUUACCUGUUUCUGGCUAGUGAAGCCGGUCAACAUAUUCUAGAGGACAAUCAUAGAGUUCAGAUUGAAUCCGGAGCAAGAACUAAGAUACUCAAUACUAGGAAGUUAAAGGAAACAUUUCCUUGGUUAGAAACAGAUGGGUUAGUAUCGGGGUGCUAUGGGGGUGAGGAUGAAGGAUGGUUUGAUCCUUGGGCUCUUCUCCAGGCUUUCAAACUCCAGGCAAUCCAUAAUGGGGCUGAGUAUAUUACUGGUAGAGUAUCUAGUUUUCAGUACAGGAAUGAAAGGCCAGGUUCUGCUACAAUUUCCCUUCAGGAUGGAAGUACAAGAAGUUUAGAGUUUAAUCAGCUUCUGAUUACCGCUGGGGGAGAUUCAGGGGAGUUAGGAUUGAUGGCAGGGAUAGGUUCAGGUUCAGGAGAUCUCCAGGUCCCUAUACCAGUAGAGAAAAGGAAAAGAUACGUCUAUGUUCCUCAUUGUCCGCAGGGCCCAGGGCUGGACUGUCCUCUUGUUAUAGAUCCCACAGGAGUGUAUUUCCGACGGGAAGGAUUGGGAGGUAAUUAUCUUUGUGGACAAUCCCCUACAGAGCAGGAGGAACCUAGGGAUACAAACCUGGAACAGGUUGACAUGGAUUGGUUUGAUGAGGCUGUGUGGCCUGUUUUAGCAAACAGAGUUAAAGCUUUCGAAACAUUAAAGGUUAAAACUGCGUGGGCCGGGAAUUAUGAUUACAAUCACUGGGAUCAAAACGGUAUUAUAGGUCGGCAUCCAGUUCUAGAGAACGUGUUUAUGGCCUGUGGAUUCUCCGGGCAUGGUAUUCAACAGGGUCCUGCUGUAGGUCGAGCUAUGUCAGAGUGUAUACUGGACGGAGGGUUUAAGACCUUGGAUCUCUCAAGGUUCGGGUUCGAAAGACUCCAACGUCAAGAGAAGGUUCUGGAGAGAAAUAUUGUUUAGAUCAUAUUUUUGGAAAAAAUAAAAAUGAAAAUAUUUUA